Messenger RNA from Rotaria sordida, 225 nucleotides. The record is from the annotation of a GenBank genome assembly. NCBI's taxonomy places the organism in Eukaryota, Metazoa, Rotifera, Eurotatoria, Philodinida, Philodinidae.
AUGGUGAAACUAAUACAUCCAAAGAAAAAGCAAAUAGAAAUGAUGAAAAAGAAUAUGAUGAUGAUGACGAUAAUAAUAAUAACAAUGAAGAAAAUGAAAACUGAUGAUGAAGAAACAAUGCAAGAUAAUCAAGAUGAAAAUGAUCAAACAAAUACAUCAAAAAUCACUAUUAAAGAAGAUGUCAUUGAUGAUGAUGUACCAGCUAAUCUUAUUGAAAAUAAAUAA